Messenger RNA from Spinacia oleracea (spinach), 2178 nucleotides. Its product is annotated as protein MID1-COMPLEMENTING ACTIVITY 1. Gene Ontology annotation, biological process: cell surface receptor signaling pathway. Bases 648 to 1886 code for a protein of 412 amino acids. Lineage: Eukaryota; Viridiplantae; Streptophyta; Magnoliopsida; Caryophyllales; Amaranthaceae. The record is from RefSeq and is a predicted model, not a curated record. The transcript is spliced from 9 exons.
ACCCCAUCAACAACACCACAACACAACACCCCACUAGUGGAGCAGUACACUACCUCCAAAUUCCAAACCCAACAAAAUCAAACUCUGCAAAAUCUGCAGAAAAAAAAGCAGCAAAAGAAGAAGAAUUCACAUGAAAUCAAAAACCCAAAUGUGAAGAAUUUCACGCCCCACUAAAUCCGCACGACAACCGCGGUGCAGAACCAUACUUGUGGAUUUUUCUGGGGUUCAAUUGAUUUCUACAUUUAUAUAUUGUGACAGUUUUUAUCGGUGCAAAUUAAUUUCCUGUCAAACAUUUUCAUGGAAUUCAUACUUGAUUCCUUUUUUGAUAAUGUAAGAUAGUAUUAAUGGUAAUUAAUUUGCUGCUGAACUGAGCUCCAGUGACCAAGUGUGUCAAUCUGCAGCUUAAGAUCUAUCCUUUGAAUUAAAUGCAUGUGUAAACUUAAGAUCAAUUUGGGAAACCCCACUUAAUUUUGCCUAAUUUUGGGGCAUAAUUUAGUUGGAGUUUGUUUCCCCUGAAGAUUUGAGUAUGUUUCGUCUAUCAUUUCGGAAAUGGGGUUGUUGAUUUUGAUUGAGAUUGUUGUUUCCGGAGUUUAAAUUUAUUUGUUGAUUGAAGAAAGAGGAGGAAGUGUUAAAGAGUUAGAUUAGAGAUGGAUAACGCGGGGUUAGGGGAAGUAGCAACAAUAGCUCAGCUCACCGGGCUUGAUGCGGUGAAGUUAAUUGGGUUGAUAGUGAAGGCGGCGAAUACCGCCCGAAUGCACCGGAAAAACUGUCGGCAAUUUGCCAAUCACUUGAAGUUGAUCGGAAACUUGCUGGAGCAGCUCAAGAUCUCGGAGCUCAAGAGGUACCCAGAAACCCGAGAGCCGCUUGAGCAGCUUGAGGAUGCACUUAGGAGGUCUUACAUUUUGGUCCAUAGUUGUCAGGAUAGAAGUUAUCUUUACUUGCUUGCUAUGGGGUGGAAUAUUGUCUAUCAGUUUAGGAAAGCCCAGAACGAGAUCGAUCGUUACUUGAAGCUCGUCCCCCUCAUCACUCUCGUCGAUAAUGCCAGAGUUAGGGAAAAACUCGAAUACAUUGAAAUGGAUCAACGCGAGUAUACUUUAGAUGAAGAGGAUCAAAAGGUGCAGCAAGUGAUUAUGAAACCUGAACCCUGUGAAACUGAUACUGUGAUUCUAAAGAAGACUCUUUCUUGUUCAUACCCAAAGUAUUCCUUUGAUGAAGCACUUAGAAAAGAGAAUGAAAAGCUUCGAUUGGAACUCCAACGCUCACAAGCUAAUUUGGACAUGACUCAAUGUGAAGUCAUCCAACGUUUGCUUGAUGUUACUCAAUCUGCAACUUUUGUAUGUGAAACAGAAAAGACUGCAUCAGCUAAAAGUUCAAGGUCAAUUAAGCAGCCUUACACCGAGGAAAAAUACUCAUUCGACGACAACUCCCCCAAGAAAAGUGUAACUUCCAGGACUGCCUCUACAAUGUCUUCACAGCGUGAUCUUCUGUCAAACCGAGGUUCAUUUCGGCAUGAAGAGUGGCAUAAUGAUUUGCUAGACUGUUGUUCAGAACCUUGUCUCUGUCUAAAAACAUUCUUCUAUCCCUGUGGUACAUUUGCAAAAAUCUCCACCGUGGCAAAUAGUAAAUACAUGUCUUCAGGAGCAGCCUGUAACGACCUGGUGGCCUAUUCUUUGAUACUCUCCUGCUGUUGCUACACUUGUUGUGUCAGGGGAAAACUGCGCAAGAUGCUGAACAUUAAUGGUGGCGCCUUUGAUGACUUCCUCUCACAUUUCAUGUGUUGUUGCUGUGCCCUUGUUCAAGAAUGGCGUGAAGUUGAGAUGCGUGGAGUUUAUGGUCAUGAAAAGACGAAAACAAGUCCACCCACUUCUCAAUUCAUGGAAUCGUGAGACGUGGAUUUAGUGGAAAUAAGGUGAAAAGAACAGGGCCUUUUCAGUCAAUCAAUUAACUAACUCAAUAGGAGGCCCAACUCAGCCAUUUGCCCCAGCUCAACUUUUAUCUCAUAGAAAUGGAAACUGGUUUUGUGAUAGGGCUCUCAUGAACUCAUGGUAGUUAGUUAGUUACUUUGUACGAAGUAUUAGUUAACAGUGUAAGGCCAUUGCCAUUUCAGUUUGCUUAUUGACACAUACCUUUAAGGCUUUAAUUAUGUUAUGUUAAUGAUUCAAUGAUUGUAAAGGUGGA